This is a messenger RNA of Papaver somniferum (opium poppy), 441 nucleotides long. RefSeq lists its product as uncharacterized. The record is from RefSeq and is a predicted model, not a curated record. Bases 1 to 441 code for a protein of 146 amino acids. Lineage: Eukaryota; Viridiplantae; Streptophyta; Magnoliopsida; Ranunculales; Papaveraceae. The transcript has a single exon.
AUGACCAAGGAUUUAAUGCUUACCGUUCUCAUGAAAGGCAAAACUGCGAAGGAGCUUCGGGAUCAUCUUGACACCCUGUUUCAAGACAACAAAAGUAGCCAUGCUGCAAAUCUUGAAAGUAAGUUUGUCAAUCUCAAAUUUUCUGCUUGUGCUAGUGUUGAUGACUAUUGUGACAAGCUUAAAUCAUUGUUCGAUCGAUUGCAUGAUCUUGAUUUUCCCACGAAUAAUAAGCGACUGGUUAUCCAACUGGUAAAUGGCCUUCCGGAGGAAUAUAACACUGUAGCCUCCUUUAUACAUCAAUCCAUGCCGAUAUUCGAUGCUACACGCUCGCAACUUUGUAAUGAAGAAAUCAGACGUGCACAUCAUUCUCUUACACCUGCACCAACUUCCCUUAAUGCUGUUGCAUCUCCUAUGCAACACACCUCGUCCUCAUCAUCCUAG